UUGUACUAAACACUACCUACACACAUCCACUGGUGAGUCCAGGGGCAUUUCUAAUACUUAACACUACAAAACACAUCCAUCAGUGAGUAUAAGAGCAUUCCUUAGAUUGCAAGCAAUAUAUUCAUGACUCAAGAAUUUCAAUUCUAACCCCUUCCACUCACAAAAAAUGGCAGCAAAUGAUGAAGACCUACUACAGCUCAGGCUUGUUACGAAGGAGCUUGAAGCUUGUCUCAAGAGGAACUGGCUGUUGCAGACAGAGAAUGACCGACUAAAACAAGAGGUAACCCUUCUACAAACAGACGUCCAUUAUCUCAAAGAACAACACAAAGACAGAAGUUUGUCAUUCUCGAAUAACUUAGAGAUCUCCACUGAAAGUAUAUCUCCAACCAAACACACAACUCAAAUAAAAAGUCACCGAGGUAUCGAGGUGAAGACUGGUGACAAGGAGAGACCACAUCAACUGCCAAAGCCAACUCCUAAAGCUACUUGUUUGGAUUUGCCACAGGAAGUAAACGAAAAGAAAUUACCUGUCAGAACUGCUACAGUACCUCCUCCCCCACCACCACUUCCGUCGAAACUGCUGCUUGGAUCCCCCAACGCAGUCAGGCGCGUACCGGCAGUUAUGGAGAUCUACCGAAGGCUAACAAGGAGGGAGACAAAAACUGACAACAAAAUUACCAAUUCGGGAACUCCUGUUGCAAAUACCCGGGACAUGAUAGGUGAAAUAGAGAACCGCUCAACAUAUCUCUUAGCUAUAAAGUCAGACGUCGAAGCACACGGGGACUUCAUAAGGUUCUUAACGAAGGAGGUGGAGAAUGCAGCCUACAAAGAUAUUUCUAAUGUCGAGACAUUUGUUAAAUGGUUAGAUGGUAAACUGUCAUAUCUAGUGGAUGAAAGGGCUGUGCUGAAGCAUUUUCCCCAGUGGCCUGAGUGGAAAGCAGAUGCACUGCGCGAAGCUGCUUUCAACUACCGAGACCUGAAAAAUCUAGAAUCUGAGGUUUCAUCGUUCAGGGACAACCCCAAACAACCAAUACUCCUUUCCCUCAAGAAAAUGCAGGAGAUUCAAGACAGAUUAGAAAGGAGCGUCCAUAAUACACAACGAACGAGGGAAGGUACAAGCAAAAGAUACAGAGAUCUCCAAAUUCCUUGGGAGUGGAUGCUAGAUGCAGGAGCAAUCAGUCAGUUGAAAUUAGGGUCGGUCGGACUGGCAAAGGAGUACAUGAGACGAGUGGCUAGGGAAUUGCAAACCAAGGACUUUACGCAAAAGGAAGAUCUCAUCCUUCAAGGCGUUCGUUUUGCUUUCAGAGUGCAUCAGUUUGUGGGUGGGUUCAAUGCAGAAGCAAUGCAUGCUUUUAAAGAGCUACAAAAGGUCAUUACAGGUUGCUAUGGACAACAACAACACAUAAGGACAUGAUAUUAGCCAACCUCGGAAUGACUCGUAUAAUCAAGUUGCUUAUAAUCAACUGCAGGGUUUAACAAAGAUCAUCAGAUUUUAGUCAAUUGGUGAUUAGUUUUAGAACUCUUGACCACAGUUUCUCGUCAGUCCAAGGAAAAUGCUUAUGUAUUGCAAUCCUCAAUACUGGCAUACUCCUGACUGAUAAAUGGAUAUCAUGAUUAGAAGAGAGCCUGGAAUCUACAUGUCUUGUUAGACAUAACAAUUGAACACUUGUUUCAGAGUUACAGGAGGAAUGAACAAACAGUUAGGAAUAAAAUUCUUAGUCAGGUUGUAGAUAAAAUCUUACAUACUAGACUUAGGAAAAAAAGAAGAUGGGAUGCUCCCAUUCUGAUUAACUGAGAUGGAUGUUAACUCCUAAUGGAGUAUAUACAGUCAAAUCCCUUUGUGACGAGCUUCAAAAUUGUGAGGCAGUUGAUUAUAUAUCUGCAAAACUUUGGAAAUAUUUUCGGAACAUUAAAGUCCUGCAGAAAAUAAAGAUCUUUCUUUGGAAGUGUAUUCCUAAUGCAUGUCAAACGUAAAUUAGGACAAUUUAUUGAUAAUAUAGAUGCUUCUCGCAUCUUUUGUAAGUCCGCUUCUGAAUCUGCUAGACAUCUUAAGAUUGCUGCUCUAACUGGUUGCAGGAAAAGGAGAACAACUAAAGUUUUGGCCAAAACUGAUUUGCAUUUUCCAAAGAAAAACAAACAAAUACUAGUAGUUUAAGCAUUUAUCCAGGGGUCCCUGAACUUCUGGAGUUUACCUCCAUUGAUGUUUCUCAAUCUCCUUUCGUUCAUUUUUCAUUUUUCAUUCAUGCUAUUGUUCUUUUUUGUUCAUCUUCAUUC
Molecule: messenger RNA, 2274 nt
Organism: Papaver somniferum (opium poppy)
Lineage: Eukaryota; Viridiplantae; Streptophyta; Magnoliopsida; Ranunculales; Papaveraceae
Product: protein CHUP1, chloroplastic-like
Exons: 5
Coding region: 167-1414 (415 amino acids)
Biological process (GO): chloroplast organization
Cellular component (GO): chloroplast outer membrane
Source: RefSeq, a predicted model, not a curated record